This is a messenger RNA of Oppiella nova, 311 nucleotides long. The record is from the annotation of a GenBank genome assembly. Lineage: Eukaryota; Metazoa; Arthropoda; Arachnida; Sarcoptiformes; Oppiidae.
UGAAACUUCAAAACAAUUGAAAAGCAUUUGAUUUAUGAAUUAAUUUUUAAUAUAAUUUAAUAUAAUCUCUGGACAUGUCUUUGACACCUAAAGAUCUGACAUCACUGUUGAGUGUGUUGAGUGAAGACGUGACAAAUCACUCGACUUUCGAGACAAUCGGACAGACAUUUCAGUCUUUGUUAUCCAAAUGUGAUGUCUUCAGCAUUGGUCUGUCGAUCACAACAUUACUCCAACACCACGACCUGAUCCCCGAAGACACUCAGAAGUUGAGCGCUUUGUUCCUAUUAUACGAACUCUAUAGGGAUGAACAC